GCGGAGGCAUGUUCCACGCGGAUCCUGUCCACCGUGCCCUAGCGGCCUGUAUGAGAGGAGGACGUUGGAGAAGAAAAAGGAGCUCAAGGACCUGUACGUAACCGCUCUGCCUUAGCGCCUCUGCUGCCGACCUUGGGCCCCGCGGAGCCCACAGUACUGGCGAAAGCAGCUCCGGGUCGCUGGUCCCCGCGCUCCUGGGCCUGUGGUCCGCUCUGGGUGUGUCCCGAGCCACCACCCCUUCCUCCAACCUUCUGGCGGAGUGAAUCCACGAGGUCUUAUCCUGCUAGCUUCUGAUUCCGCCGGCUGCAAGGCCUCCGCUUUUUUCUUCUUGAAAACACACUUUAAUAAUUUAAAAGCCAGAGGAGGAGGGGCAAAACCGCACCAAAUGGCAGAUAGAAGGGGAACUGAAUAUGCGUGGAAAUAAAGAUCAUACGUAGUUCUUUUUUUUUCUUUAACUCUGGGUUGCAUGUUGUUAUAUAUCAUUUUGGCCAUUCUGUCAUUGAAUUCUUAUACUGUGGCAAGAUAUUCAAAGCGCAGCUUUUAUACUGCAAGGACUUUCCACCCUAUGAAAUGUAACACCCCCCCCCAAAACCAGUUCUCCUUAAAGAACUGGAGGAUUUCUGACUUAAGUAUAUUUCAAAAAACUGUUGCAGUACAGCAUACAGAAACCUAAGACAAACAAAGAUUACUUGUAGCCGCAAGCAUUUAUUAAAUGCUUUGCUACAAGGUAGAGGUCAUGUCUUAAAGACUGUGUUUGUAUUGCUUUUGAACAUCCUAGGCUCGUAUUGGACCUAAAAGAAAAAUAAUUUCUCUGAAGAAAACAGCUACAAAGAACCAUAGUACUAGCCAGUACUAUGAGCAUCUACUUCUAUCUUCCACUUUGACAGAAAGCAAAACCUUCACCAUUUGUUUUUCUUUGCUGACACACAGACAAAAUACUAGAAGGCACUUUGGACUUCCAUCUUUCAUGUACGAUCUAUUAACAGCCUGUCUAUUGUGCUUUUGCCAUAUUUUCUAAAUUCUUGUAUUCCCCAUGAGCUGUACAGUUAACCUACUAAAUGGCCUCCAGUUUUGCCUUUCUCCAAUCUUUUCUGACUGAAUUUCUCCAUCACAGAUAAACUCAAAUUAGUCACCUACUCAAAAAUCUCCAAUAAAGUGUUUAGGACACCCUAUUCAAUCUAUCCCCAAAUUCUUUCUAAUCAUACUCCUUAAUAAUCCCUCUCCCCUUGUACGUUCACAUUUACUGUACACUGAGGCAAAUGUAAAGAAAAAUAUAGUCUUGUUCAGAUAAGGCAUGUACCAUAAAAAAAGAAACCAAUGCAAGGAUGUAUGAAUAACAGUGAAAGACAAUAUGAAAGCCAGCACAGGCAGCAUGGCAUGGUCAAGGAAGUGAAAAAGAAAACAUAAUCUUGUGGGAGAAGUGAGCAAUGCUAAUAAUGCCUUUUAUAUUAAUCCUUUACACUUCUAUAUUACUUCACAGUUUUGAGAGAGUAACAUAAGUGUGCUUUUAUAUGCUUCAUUCCAUUUCAUUAUGUUUUUAGUUAAAACUUUUAUAUUAUUAGGGCAAGGUGGGCAUUGUUCCCAUUAAGAACAAAAAUUAAGCGCAGGAAUGUUAAAUGAGUUACCCAAAAUACACACCAAGUAUUGAUUUCCUUACCUUCCCUAAAGCACUGCCACCCUUCCCUCUGUCAAUAAUUAUUCAGUUUAAUCAUUACCAGGCUAUUAGUAAUUCUCAGAGAUUUUGAAGGCAAAAGGCAGAGUAAAAAUUCUCAAGGUGGAAUAGUCAGCUCAAAAACUUUAGUACAAAUAAUGUUAUUGUCAAAUAGUACAAACAAACUUUACCAUAUAGCUUUUAAAUUUUAACGUUUUCCAUUUUGGGCUUGUUUUUGAUAAAUUUGUAUAUGCCUGCAGAAAUCAUCAAUUUAUGGUCCCAAUUUAAAACAAAACUAAUGUCAAAAAACACCACUAGUACCCUAACAUACCCAAAAGAAAUUUGAUGCAGAGGCUAACUGAAGAAAAUGAACAUUCUAGUAAUUAUAGUUCUUACCUUCAGUCUAACUUAAGAACAAUGAAUGAGAAGGGGCUAGAGGUGUGGCACUAUGUAGAGCACUUGUCUGGCAUGCAUGAGGCCCUGGGUUCAGUCCCCACCACUGCAAAAAAAAAAAAUGCGAAGGACAACAAAAAGGUAAUUACUGCAGUGAGGAAUGAACAGCGAAAGCAGAUUAGUAAAAUGUUAUUUCUGUUUUUAAAAAGUCAAAAGUAAGGGAUGGUUUAAAAGUUAAUAACUCUUAAAAUUUUGUUAAAAGAAAUAUUAACUUCAUAAUAUUACACACCCAUACCCCAUUCCCCAACCAACUCUAUGGGUUUCAGAGGAAAAAAGGGGAAUUUAGAAACUAAAGGAAAUACUGGAGAAAGGUAGAGUACAAGACAUGAGAGAAUGGACUAUAUGAAAACUUAGGAAGGAACUGGGCAUGGUACCCACCUGUAAUACCAGCUACUACAGGCUGAGGUAGGAGGAGGAUUGCAAGUAUAAGGUUAGCCUGGGCAGUUUAGCAAGACCUCCUUUCAAGAAAUAAAGAGGGCUGGGUAUGUAGCUCAGUGAUAGAGCGCCCCUGGGUUCAAUCCCCAGUACUGCCAGAAAAAAGAAAAGAACAACAAUAAGGAGCAGGCCAGGAGUGGGUCGGAGAGGAAGGAGGAGAAGAAAAAGAAAAACAAAACUUAGAAACUAGGAGAAAGCACAGGAGUGGGUAACACAGUAUGUACACCAGAGGGAAAUUUAAGGAUCAUCUGGUUAAUCCACCCCCUUUAUUGGACAAGUAGAAACACUGAGUGCCAGGAAAACCCCCAUGUCUUGACUCCUAAGAUGUUUGUUCCAGGGCUCCAAGUUCUAUAUUCUAUUGGGUUGGAUCAGAUUUAUGAGUUAAAACACCAGUUAUUUUAUUAAUUGUAAACUCCCUUCUUGUUUUCCUUAACACCCAAUCUGUGUACUCUUUUUGUAAGUCUGCUGUUUUAUUCUAAUUUUGAUUGACACAUAGUAAGUGUACAUUUUAAUGAGGUACAAAGUGAUGUUUUGAUUAAUACAUACAUUGAGAAAUGAUGAAAUCAGGGUAAUUAGCACAUCCACCACCUUAAACUUUUUUUAAUCAGUUUUCUUUUUUAUGGUGAGUAUAUUCAAAGUUCUCCUCCUAGCCAUUUUGAGAUAUGCAACGCAUUAAUUAGUGUUAGCUAUCACUCUUCUGUGCCAUAGAACACUACAACUUGUGCUUCCUUUCUUACAUUUUACUCAUUCACCAAUCUCUCCUAAUCUCCCCCUUCCCAUUAAGUCUGCUUUUAAAUGUUUAGUUUUCUUUUACUCUGAAGAACCACUAGCCUCAAUGAUGUGUAAUCUAUUUAUGUUCACUUCACAGAAUUGUUUUUCAUCUCCAUUACUGGAUGUUCCUAUGGCUAUACCUGUAAGCUCAGAACAACCACAGUCUUCCUCUGAGUAGAUUUGUGUGUUCCAGGCAGUUGGCCUGACCUUAUUACACCAUCCUCCCAAGUAUUGGUAGCUUCAUGUUGUUAAGUGAAACAUAAGGCUUAAUGUGGUCAAAGAGGACCAGGAACAUGAGGGCACAUCUCUGCUGUUUUCAGGAAAUGUUGUACAGGAAAUGCUUACUUAAGGAAUAAGUGAAGAAGGUGAAUUGUUAAAAAAAAAAAAAUGCAAAUCUUCUUUGCUUGGCUGGGCAGAGAAAUGUUUUUAAUGGAAUCUUUGUGUGAAUCAGCUAAUCCCUGGCUAAGCAAAUGUGUAUAAUAAUAAUAUUAUAAAUAGCAGCUGUUAGCCAGUACUUGCUACCCAUCAAGCAUUUUCAUACCUUUUUAGCCCUCAUAACAGUCUUAUGUGUAUAUAUUACUACUCCAUUUUAUAACUUGGACUCAAACAGAUUAUGAACUUGAUUAACAAUUUAUCCAACUCAGACGGUGAACUAUGAUUUGUGUUCAUCAUUUUAAUCAAAGACACUGUGCUCUUACAGAACUAACAGUAUUUUGUCUCUUGAGUAAAGUUGAGUCAGAACACAUACACAUGGCCUUGAAGCAUAUAAUUUGAUAAAUCUCCCACAGAUUUUUCCCUGACCCAAGAAUUUUGACCAGGAGUAGAAGUGAUAUCAAGACAAAGAAGUAGUUAGCCAAUGGCAUGAAAAACCCAGGGACCUUCCAAUUUUGCCUCCCAGAUUAAAUAUAUAGUGUUCAAUAGUCUCUUCUCAUAUCUGCCUUAGCUAUUUGGAAUUCAAGUAUUUUAUCUUCAUCAUUUCACUCCUCUUCUGAUGAAUGUACAUAACUGAUAUGAUCUGGUGCAGCCUGGAUCCACCUGCCCAGUAUGGUGGCUAGAACCCAGGGUACAUUCAAUAAAUACUGCUUUGAAUGAAUGAAUGAACUAAUGAACAUUUUUUUCUGCAAUAAUAAGUAUAUCCGACAUUGUGAAGGACAGGCUUUAUGUCAAACCCUUCAUAUGCAUUAUUUCAUGUUUGUGACAAGGCUACAGGUAAAUGCUUGACGCUUGAGCUUAGAUUAAGUAACCCACCUAUCAUGGAAUCAAAAUCAGAUAUAGUUUCAGACCCAAUUUUCUUGGCCACUAUACAAUAUUCCUGCUGUCUUCAUCAUUAAUAAUCACUGCUUUUAUGCAUUUAGCAAUUUGUCAUGUUCCUGCCAUGGUGCAUAGUAUUUUUUAUUAUUGUAUGAAUUUAACCUCCAAAAAAAUGCAUUUACUAUCCAUUAGUAGGUAUUAUUUAUUUCUUCUAUCUCCCACCACUUUGUGACCAUAGACAAAUUAUUUCGUCUCUGAAACUCAGUUUUUCACCUAUAAAACAAGGAUGAUCAGAAGUCACAGGGUUUCUAUGACAAUUCUAGAAACUAUGUAAAUUAUCUAGUAUAGUGCUUGUAUGUGCUGGAAACAAAAUACACAUGCCCUACCCUAAGUCCCCUUUGCAUGAAUUCAGUUUACUUCAUACAAUACUAUUUUGAGAAAAAAAAAAUUGCAAGGCAGUAUCUUAGAAAUAUUAUACAGCCAGACCCUAAACAAAGUGCCUCAGAUCUCUUUUCAGCCCAAGCUAUCCGCUCUCUUACAGAAUAGGCACAAGUUAAAGGAUGAUUCCAACAGUCCAUAUAUUUGGCAGUAUAUUUUUCUAAUCCAAGAUCAACACACAUGGUUUAAGAAAUAGGUUUUGGUUUUUCAAAAUUGAAGUAUUAUACAGUAAAGUGUCUAAUCUCAAGUAUACACUAGAAGAUUACACAAGGAUACACCCCUGUAACCCCACCCAGGUCAAGAUAUGGAAUGUUUCCAUAUCUUCCCCCUAAAAUCAUAGUGAUUUAAAAUCAACAAAGAUCAUCUAAAACCAGAACUGAAAACCGGAAAACAAAUAAAGAACUUCGAAACCUGGGCAACGGGAUGGUUGGAUUUGGAAAAGGGUAUUAGGUAAGAGUAAGACAAACCCCACGUUGGUCUUCUUUUGAAAAGUGGAUGUAGGGAGCUUCUAUGCAUUCACGUUCAUUUUGUCCAUUGAGCCUCACAAUAAUUCUGCGAUAUAGUCAAGACUUAAUCCUUUUGAGCAUCGUGAGAAAACGAACUUGUUCAGGGUUGCCGAGAAUACCGUCACCCCAAGCAGAAGAAAGAAUAUGCUUAGCAAAUCCAAGCCACGUGGCAGAGGGACGGAAGAGCCUGGCAUCAGGUUACCAGGCAGCUUCGCUCCACCGAGGGUAUAAAGACUCAGACCAGCUGUCCUUGAACACGGGUGCUGAACUCCGCCGCGGGAGCUUUGAAUUUCUCUGAGGCUACCUUGCAGGAACCAUCUGACCCUGAACUCCAGGUUAUCUCUAGCACAGGGUCAAGGGGAUAGGCACCUGCCACCAGAUGUGGUGUCUGGAGAGGCUACUGCGCAGCAGGGAGGGGCUUCUCCUGAGUAGGUCCCGGCGUGCCAGGGCCCGCUCGCCCACCGCUUGUGCCAACGUGCUCACUCCCGACCGUAUCCCGGAGUUCUGCAUCCCACCAAGACUUGCGCCCAACCUGGCCUUGGCUACACUCCAGAAUUCUUGGGGUGAAGAUACAGCGAUUGACGAGGGCGCUGGCCUCACGGACUGGGACCCGCGCUCACAGGCCGCGCUCUCGCUGCCUCACUUGCCCCGCGCGCUCACCGCCUACGGCUUCUGCACGCUACUGGAGAGCCCGCACACGCGCCGCAAGGAGUCGCUCUUUCUGGGGGAUCUCGGAGCCGCGGAGCUCCAGCGGCAGCUCGCCGCCCAGCCAGUGCCCCGACCCAAGGCGCACACCUACGGCCGCGACGAAGGAAGAGACGUCCCCGGCUUGUUCCUGCGAGCCCAGGACGUAGCUCCCGCCGCGGCACCUGUCUGUCCUUGUCCGCCCCGGGACGCUAUCUGCCCGAGGCCCUGCGGUCGCCGCCUCCUGCAAGCACCCAACAUGCUGCUGAGCCGUGCGUUAAAGGCUCGGAGGAGUCGGGGCUUGGCUCGCGCCCGCUCAGUCUCCAACCGGAACGAAGAGGAGGAGGGCGGCGCCACCUCUCAGUCCACAGCUCUGGCCCCGGUGUGCCAGUUGCCGGCUCCGGGCCCACGGCCCAAGCUCCUGGAGGCCGAGGGCAAUGUGGCUCUGGACUGCGCUGGCUGCGUCCUGCGCCUGGCAGCCGAGUACUGCCUGGAUAGUGGGCGCCUCCGCAUCAGGCUGCUGCGUGCCGAAGGCCUGGCGGGAGGUACCCCCGAGCCACGUGCGGUUGGUUGCCGCAUCAGCCUAAUCCUGCAGCCGCUGGGCGCCACGCUCAAGCAGAGCAGCUCGGUGCUGCGACGGAGCGGCAAGUUCUCCAUAGACCAGGACUUCUGCUUUGAAGGGCUCACGGAAGACCAAGUGCGCCGCCUGACAGUGCGCGUCAAGGCGGAGAACAAGGGCCGUGGCCUGCAGCGGAGCCGCUUGCUUGGCCAGGGCGAGCUGCUGCUGGGCUCCCUCCUGCUCUUCUGAGCCCCUCCCUCGUGCGAGUUUGUCAUGCUGGGGACUCUUGGACACUGACAGCAGCCUUGUACAAAAUAAAUGUGUAUCUGUUUUUCUAAUUAGGCCUUCGUUUCAGUCCACUAUUGUCAGAGAUGAUAUUGGAUUGACUUUCACAGUAAAGGAAGUUAUUUUUUUGGUGUAGUUUGAUGUCUUGAUAAUUCUUUUCACCAAAUGGAAUGAUGUUCUUCACUUUCCUAAUGAUAUAGCCCAAUUGCAUCUCCUAAAUACCACACACUUCUGUUGGGAAGUGCCGUGUUAGGUUUUUCUCAUUUUAAAAUUUGUUCAUUUCACUACAUCCAUUGAGACCAUCUUAUGGAUGUAGUGAAAUGAACAAAUUUACUAAACAGUUCUAAAGCACUGUUUAAAACCCUGGAUAUGAAAAUGAAGUCAAGAAAGAUAAAAUGGUGUUUCCAUGGUUAACAGUGAAUUGCCUGGAACACCAAUCUGAUACACUUACCUACCCAGCUUGCUGGAGAAAAUGAAACCAUUUUAAUAUUCUAAGUUUAAGUAAUAAUCAUAAUAGUUUUACAAGCAUUAACUUACUUAAUUCCUGAAGAAAAAAACUCUAAAUAGUAGGUACUGCUAUCCCCAUUUUACAGAUGAGGAUAUUAAGGCAUAGAAUGAAGAACAGAGUCAGGGUUUGAAGUUAGACUUUCAGUAUCUCAUCCAUUACUCUCAUAUAAGUAACACCAUAGUAUCUAAAGUGCUGAUCUCCUUAAAGAGGGGAUUCAGCAACCUAUCUAAGAUUGCUGACUCUGAGGUUGGUGUCUCCUCACAUUCCUCAUCCUCUUCUGGAAAAGUAAAUUAGUUGAAAUGGGUCAUUAAUUAAUUCAUGCAUUAAACAUUAAGCACUGAAAUGGGCUGGUAUGCCUGAGGCUUUGAAGAGAAUUGGACUCAUAACCACAAAAAACUGGUGCCUCUCUUACUGGCUGGCACCAGCUGAACUAAUCUGCCAGAACAAACAGUCUGGAGUGGAUGUAUAACAGUGUUCUACCUCUGGCUUCUGAUAAUAAUAGAUUUACUAUGUUUUAAAGGAUGCUUUAUUCUUCAUACUUCAUAUUCAUCAAGCAUAUUUAUUCCUCUCUGAUGCAUAUAAGAGGAAAAUGUAUUCUAAAUGAGAGUUGAAAACAUUAAAAUAUGUGGUGUGGUGUUAACUAUCACUACAUUAUCA
Messenger RNA from Ictidomys tridecemlineatus (thirteen-lined ground squirrel), 8198 nucleotides. RefSeq names its product C2 calcium-dependent domain-containing protein 4A. The record is from RefSeq and is a predicted model, not a curated record. Lineage: Eukaryota; Metazoa; Chordata; Mammalia; Rodentia; Sciuridae.